This is a messenger RNA of Zea mays, 2508 nucleotides long. RefSeq names its product exocyst complex component EXO70B1. Gene Ontology annotation, cellular component: exocyst. Bases 337 to 2367 code for a protein of 676 amino acids. The record is from RefSeq and is a predicted model, not a curated record. The transcript has 3 exons. Gene Ontology annotation, molecular function: phosphatidylinositol-4,5-bisphosphate binding. Lineage: Eukaryota; Viridiplantae; Streptophyta; Magnoliopsida; Poales; Poaceae. Gene Ontology annotation, biological process: exocytosis.
GUUGCGCGAUAAACUGUGGUUGUGUCCCUAGAGUCCAGCUUCCUCGAUCGGCAUCAACUCUGACGGCAUUCAAACCUGCCACAACGCGCAAUGACACGGGGACCGCGCAGAUCGGUAGGCUAGUGAGAGAGAGAGAGGAACCUUCUUCCAGUUCGUGCAAGUGACAAGGACAGCGGCAACAAGGCGUCGCCGGCCGGAGCCUCUCGCCCGGAAGCUAGGUUGACCGACGGCCGUAGGCAACAGCGCGCGCCGUGGCAGGCGGCCGCCGUCCGCACGCGCCAAUUAAGCCACACCGUUGACUCGCAUCGCGGUCGCAAGGGACAAGAAGUGAUCACGAUGACGAGUAGCUUCGCUCUCCCGGGGCCGCCGGCGGGGGACGCUCGCGUUCGCGGCGAGUGGCUCGCCGCGGCUUCCGCCUUCGGCGGCUACCUGGAACUGGAAGGUCGCGUGCAUGGAGGCCAGCCUUCCGGCGCGGUCUUCACGGACUCCGCGAUGCCAUUGCUACUCAGCAGCAAGGGGGCGCCGAGUUCUCUCCUCGGCGACAUAGAGGCGUAUCUGAACCCCAUCUCCGGCGAGCUACUCGCGGACCCCGCGCUACGGCUCACCAGAUACCUGGCCGCUGCGAAGUUGUCGCUGGUGCUUCAGCGGCAGCAGGCCCUUGGCACUGGCAGUGGCACGGCAUCCGGCGACACGCACGAGCAUGAAAAACGUCCGAAAAAAUUGCUCGACCAGGCCAUGUCUUCCCUCGCGAUGGAGUUCUGCCACCUCCGGAUCUGGAGGCUCGACGCCGACGUGCUGCGGGGCCAUCCGCAUCGUCGCCUGGGUAUCUCGCCCGCGUCCAUCUGGGAGUCCGUCGUCAGGGGCGGCUGCCGCGGCGGUUCCAGGUCUGCUGCUGAUUCGGUGGCCUCAUGGCCGAGCUCCUCCUCUACCUCCUUCGGCGGCACUAGUGGCACUGGCAGCUCAAGCGGGUUCCUCUCGGCUCUGUGCGAGGACAUGUCGGUCCGAAGUGACAAGGCAUUCGGACGCAUGGAUCUUAUCGACAGGAAGGUGCUGUCCACCAUCAAUGACAUUGCGGGCCUCAUGAUCCAAGGUGGAUACGAAUACGAAGAUAUGCUCCGACGGGCCAUCGAUCGACACUCUGCUCAGCUUGCCAGUUACCUCGAAAUCCUCGACAUGGACAACAUUCUGGGCGGCCACAAGGAAGAGCCCAAGGAAACUGUGCUGAACGUUUGGACAGCGGGGAUGCACAUCAUCGUCGGUGUUCUGGGUGAGAUGCGAAGGCAGUUGAACGGGCAGGAUCUUGGCUGGUUCAACAUGCUCAAGGAGGAUUAUUUCUCAGCGAUCGCAAAACAAUCUGUGAGGAGGCUGCUCAGAGCGGCCGAUUCUAUCUGCACUCAGAUCCAUGGCGUCGGCGUCGCGUCACCAGUCGUUGAUCCAGUUCACAUGAUGGAUACCGAUGAUACCUACACAGCAGUUAAGCCUGAUGACCUCCUCCUGUCCAGCAGGACGGCGGUGGGUCUGGUGAUGAUGUACAAGGCACUGAACUGUGGCAUGCCGAUAGUACUGGCACUGCUCUCUACAGGUCACGCCAAGGACUCCAUCCUCGCAGAGGGCGAAGCGCUGGUGCAGCGCUUGUCGGACAUGUUCGUCAAGCUAUGUGUGGAGCAGAAGGAGCUGGUGAGGGCGCGGCGUUUGGACAUCUCCGACACCGGCGUCCAUCCCUUCACGAGGCGCGUCAUGGCUCACGUGCGGACGCUGGUCCAGCACGGGAGCACGGUCUGCCUGAUGCUCAAGGGUCGCCCGAAGGCGGCGUUCCACGAGCUGGUCGCGCAGCUCGUCUCCUCGCUGGAGUGCGCGCUGGACAGCAACUCUAGAGGUCUGCAGAUCCCUGGCCAGCAGCAGAUGUUCCUGCUGAACAAUGCACACAUGAUGCUUCAGGAGGCCAGGGCGGAGAGAGACCUGGGCCGGGUCCUAGGCGAAGGGUGGCUGGCGCGGCGCCAUGACCAGCUGGACGUGUUCAUCGCAGGAUACGUAGACACUUCAUGGGCACCUGUCGUCUCCUGUGCGCUGAGACGACGACGGAGGACCACCCGAGCACGGGAGACCUUGUGGCCGGCGUCGUCCCACCGGCAGUCGUUUGACAAGCUCACUUGGCUCUUGGAGACCACCUGCCGGGUGCAUAGAACUUGGAAAGUUAGCGAUCCUCUGGUCCGGGACAAGGUGCGGGAGGCAGUGUUUCACAAGGUUGUCCCAGUGUACCGGAUGCAUAUGGAGAAUUGUCAAUCGGAGAAGAAGCAGCAGCAGCAGCAGAAAUGUGCGAGGCGGCACAGCGUCGCAACUGCAGGAACUGUUCGAGGGGUAGGGUAAAAUUAAGUUGUUCUUUUCUUUGUAAUAUAUAUCAAACACAAAACGAACGCACGCGUACGUACGUACGUGUGGAUGGACAUCGAUUAGCAGUUCCUGAAGGAAUUCAUGAAUACACGGUAGACUGAAAAGAUGCAAAGUGAA